Messenger RNA from Polyodon spathula (Mississippi paddlefish), 12718 nucleotides. RefSeq names its product striated muscle preferentially expressed protein kinase-like. NCBI's taxonomy places the organism in Eukaryota, Metazoa, Chordata, Actinopteri, Acipenseriformes, Polyodontidae. Bases 196 to 11322 code for a protein of 3708 amino acids. Gene Ontology annotation, molecular function: ATP binding; protein kinase activity; protein binding. Gene Ontology annotation, biological process: protein phosphorylation. The record is from RefSeq and is a predicted model, not a curated record. The transcript has 41 exons.
UUUGUAGAUUUUACAAAGAAAACAAUCAAAAUUUUAGAAAAAACAGAAAAAUCCAAAUAUGGAACAAAAUUUCAAGAGUUAGAAAAAACAGAACCAGAUCUUUCUGAAGGAGAAAGAUUAAUUUAGGGUAAAAAUACAAGUUAAUCACUAUAAAGGCAUUAAAGACUUGCACUAAAUCACACACACACGCCAGCCAUGCGCAAAGCACAAGUUAAAAUGACCCUUAAAAAUCCCGGGGAAGAGGCAGAAUGGGGGAGGCUAGGUGCGGCACCCCCUAGUCCUAAAAUUCCAUCAAAACGUGCCAAAGUGCUUAUGGAUCCGGCAGUGCAGGAGCUGCGGGGCUCUGGAGAGUACCCUUACAAAACUGCGCCACUGUUUAUCAGAAAAAUGAAGAAUGCAGCUGUGGGAACUGGGUGCGAUAUCCGACUGAAGGUAGCCGUAGCGGGAGAUCCGCAGCCGGCCCUCUACUGGUACCACAAUGAAAGGCAAUUGGCCAUGGAUAACCAGGAAUACGGAGGGCUGUGGAUCAGGGACUGCAAACUCAGUGACGCCGGGCUUUACACCUGCAUAGCGACCAACCCAUUAGGAGAGGCCCGGACCAGUGGUGUAUUAGCAGUCAUGGACCUGGGGGAUGACUCAGAGACCACAGAAGACGAGGCAGCUGAGCCUCAGAUAGGCAUGGCAACAAAAGAAGGACCCCGUGGUCCUCAGGACCAGGCUGUUCACAGAGUGCCUGCAGGCAAUUUGGACCUGAUGAAGGACACCACCCCUGAAACAACGCCCGCUUCAGGUUGGAGCGGGUCCCGGGCGGACAGCUGGGCGGGAAGCCAGAACACUGUGGUGGAGAAGGAGCUGUCUGGCGUGGGUUCGAGAGUCACUGUUUCCACGCAGAAGGAUGCUUUCUCCAAGCCUUCCAGAAGCCUUUGUGGAGACGUUUUGAGGGAAGACAAUGGCUGCCAAGCCACUGAGCUGGAGCAGAAACGGGACCUUGGGUCCCUAAGAUACCCCCCUUCCCGAUCCCAAGUUCUUCCACUUCCCUCUCCUAAAAUUGGCCAGAGGUCUAGCUCCAAUCCCAUACCCAGCCGUUCUGGGUCAGCCCCAGCCACCCCCUUGACCCCCCGCAAGAAAAUUGUGACCCCUGUUGAAUACCUGGAUAUAGUACCUGCAGAAUUUGAGGACAAGAUCAAGCAGCCUAAAUCCUCCGCACUGUCCCAAACCAGCACCCAGGAUUCCCGUCCACAGACACCACUGAGCGAAUACUCCCGGAAGGACUUAACGCUCCGGCCCUCCCCCAAACUGGCCCGGGCAAGCUCUAAGAUCUUUGAGAAGGUGCGCUACUUUGAGGAACGGCGGCGCAGUAUUGACCAGCAUGAGGGUUCCAUCUCGGGGCGCUCCUGGGCCGGGUUCCACCGGACACGCUCCUUUGAUCAGUCAGAUGACGAGAAGAGCAGGACGGGAAUCUCCCGAGAGAGCUCCAGGGAAGAUCUGAGGGAGGCACUCAGGGCUGAAGCAGCUCAGCGAAGGUCCAUAUUUAAGCAGAAGGCUUCUUCUUUUGAUGAAAAGCCUCGCUACAGUCACAAGAUCCAAGAUAUCGAGAACAAGUUCACCGAAGAGCUCCAGCGCAUCAAGAAAGUGGUAGGCAAGCCCAAUUUAAGCAAAUCCUUCUCCACAGAGCAGAUCUCACAUAGGAGCAAGAGAUCACCUAUGAAAAAGCUGGAGCCAAUUCCUCCUGAGGUUCUUCAGAAGCUGCAAGACAGAGAGAGGAUCCAGCAGCGACAACGACAACAGCAGCAACAGCAGCAGCAGCAGCAACAGCAACUCCAGAAACAACAGGAACAACUACAACAACAACUGCUUCAACAGCAGCAGCAGCAGCAACAGCUGAGCUCUAAGAAACCUUUAGUGAGGGGCCUAGCAACAGUCAACCAAUCGCCAAGAGAAGGGGAUGUGUCACAUUCUGAUUUAACCAAUCGUCCCUCUGUGACUAAAGAGGCAAGGGGAAUCAGUCCCCACAAAGAGUUACCCAAGGGAUUGGUCCCAGUGAAAACACUGCAGAAGAAGAGGGAAGAGCCAACACUACCACAGCACCUUCCAAUGGAAGUAGAGGAGACCAAGACAACACAGCUUCCUGUACAGCGGAUUGUGCAAAAACCUGCUAGUCUAUUGGUUCAGAAAGAAGCCGUACGGCUGCCCACACAAGCUCCUCCAAUGGUUUCUAAACUUACACGAACCCCCAAAGAAGCCGCCCAGCUUCAAGAACUACCAACACAAGCGCCUGCAAUGGCUUCCAGGUUCACACGAGUCCCCUCCCCCAGCCCCUUGCCAGAUAAAAUGGAGGACGAGAAGAUGGAAGUUGAGGAGAGCUCUGCACAGCCAGCUCCCAGGCCAGGUGUGCCCCGGAUUGUGGUAGAGGCGGAGGCAGGUGGUGGAUGCGCAGGUCUGGAGCCUGACAAAAAGAAAAAAUCCAGUGUGGCAAAGGAAGGAAAGACCCAGAGGAGCAGAGGGAAUGGUCGUCGAACUCGUCCAAUAUCCACAGAUAUGGAGUUAGAGUCCUCAGAUGAUUCAUACAUGUCAGCUGAAGAAGACCCAUUGGAGUCCCCUGUGUUUGAGGUUCCUCUACAGGACAUAGUUGCACAGGCUGGCACAGAGGUGCUGCUCAAAUGUAUCAUCACUGGCAAUCCGCUCCCAGAUGCAACUUGGAAACAUGGCAACAUCCCUGUAAGGAGCAGCCCUAGCCAUCUGGUUAAAGUGGAAGGAGAGAGGCACACCCUGCUGAUUAAGUGGGUGAAAGCUGGUGAUGCCGGACAGUACUGCGUUAGCGCUGUCAACGAAGUGGGCAAGGCUUCCUGCAGCGCCACUUUGACAGUUAAAUCAGAUCCUUCCCAGGACCAGCGGACCACCCUGAGUGUCCCCCUGGACUUCAGCAGCCCCAUCACUUCCGAUGAGGAGUACCUCAGCCCGCUGGAGGAAGCUGAGUUUGGAGUUCCAUCGUUCCGGGAGCCUGACACCAUGAGGAUACCUGACAUCCCAGAACCCAAGAGCAUUGUUGAAACACGCUUCAAGGAGCCGCCCUCUUUUGAGGUAUCCCUGAGUGACCAGACAGUUAUAGAAGGUCAGGAUGUCAGCCUGUCAGUUCAAAUUCAAGGAGAACCCAAGCCCAUGAUUUACUGGCUUAAGAACAGACAGACGAUAAAGACUGACAGUCGUCAUUGUGUGACUGAAGCAGAGGGCGGGUCCUUUGAGCUGAAAAUCACUGCAGCCGAGAAGUCGGACGCUGGAGUUUAUACCUGUAAAGCAAUUAACGAAUAUGGAACGAAGCAAUGUGAAGGAAAACUGGAGCUCAAAGCCCCUCCUAUGGAGCCAAACCUGGUGAUAUCGAGGCAGAUGCGAGAUGUGACGGUGAAGGCAGGCGAGAUGGCAGUCUUUGAGUGCUUUAUCUCUGGGCCCCCGGACGUCGAUGUGGACUGGCUUUCCAACGACAAACUGGUUCAGCCAGCCCUGCUCAACUGCAAGAUGCACUUCGACGGCAAGAGAUGCAAACUGCUUCUGAACUCAGUGCAUGAAGAUGACAGCGGCACAUACACCUGCAAAUUGAGCACUGCCAAAGAGGAGCUGACCUCCAGCGCCAAUCUCAAAGUCAUUCCCUCAAUCGAGCCUCUCUUCACCAGGAAGUUGGAUAUCCUGGAGGUGAUCGAGGGUCGGACAGCUCGAUUCAGCUGCAAAGUCAGCGGGACACCUCCUCCACAGGUCACCUGGAGUCACUUCGACCAAGUGGUUGAAGAAAGUGAGAAUAUUCGUAUCCUGAAGGACAAGGGGUUCCACUCCUUAAUUAUCUCCCAUGUCAGCAAUGAGAAUGAAGGCUUCUACACUGUCAUAGCCAAGAAUGGCCAUGGAGAGACUGAGUGCUCAGCUGAGCUGUAUGUGCAGGAGCCUCGCCCAGCUGUCUCCUUACAAAUUGCGAAGCUGGAGAAGAUGCCUUCGAUCCCUGAGGAGCCGGAGGUGCCCGAGAGCGAGGUGGAGCGGUUCACCAUGCCGGACUUCGUUAAGCCACUCCACGACAUGGACAUGGUUGAGGGGAAGGAGGCUGUUCUCAAGUGCAAGGUGGCGGGCCUGCCCUACCCCACCAUCACCUGGUUCCACAACGGCCAGAAGAUCGACAGUACUGAUGACAGGAAGAUGACUCAGUAUAGAGACACCCAUAGCUUGGUUAUCCGCUCAGUCACACAUGCUCAUGGAGGCGUCUAUAAAAGCGUCAUUUCAAACAAGGUUGGGAAGGCCACAUGCUAUGCUCAUUUGUACGUGACAGAUGUCCUGCCAGACCCCCCAGAUGGACCCCCUGUAGUGGAAGCGAUAACGGGCAAAACUGUCACCCUGCGGUGGAAGAAACCAAAGAAACUAGACCCCAGCAUAGAUGCCAGCUCACUGACAUACACCAUCCAACAGCAAGCGAUAGGGACGAACCAGUGGAGCACAAUAGUCUCCAACUUGAAGAAAACUUCAUACACAGUGCACACUCUCUCCAAGGGGGUUCUUUAUGCCUUCAGGGUGCUGUCAUCUACCCUUAGGGUUCACAGCAAACCUUCUCCAGCUACAGAACCAGUACAGCUGGUGGAUAGAGGCCCCUACCUGGAGGAGGCGCCAGUUAUCCUAGACAAGCCGGAUGUGGUUUACGUGGUAGAGAACCAGCCAGUCUGCAUUACCAUCAACCUGAAUCAUGUGCUUGCAGGGAUUACAUGGAGAAGGAAUGACAGUAUCUUGGUAAACACGCCAGGUCUUUUUGAGAUGAGCAUGCCUGAUGAUGACCAACACUCACUGAAGAUAAUGCGGAUUAGGAGCAGUGAUGUGGGAGAGCUCACCUGCACUGCCAGUAACCAGUACGGCAGCGAUAGCUGUGCAUUUUCACUUGAAAUUGCAGUGGCCCCUACUUUUGAAUCCAUCAUGGAGGAUAUAGAUGUGAGCACAGGAGAGACAUCUCGUUUUGCUGUGGUGGUUGAUGGGAAACCCGUGCCAGACAUCAUGUGGUACAAUAAUGAUGUCCUCCUGUCUGAGAGCAGCCACUUCACCUUUGUGUAUGACGACAAUGAGUGCUCCCUGGUUAUUCUCAGCCCUCGGGAGGAAGACUCAGGGGUGUACACCUGCACUGCCAAGAACCUGGUGGGUUCUGUGUCCUGCAAGGCUGAGCUCACUGUGCACCAGAUUAAAAUGGAAAAAGAGGAGCAGAUGGAAGAUGAGGAGACUAUGCUCCGAAAGAUGCGCAGACUGACUGAUUACUAUGAUGUGCACAAAGAGAUUGGAAGGGGUGCCUUCUCAUACGUGAAGCGUGUGACUGAGAAGAGUGGGAAGAUAGAGUAUGCAGCAAAGUUCAUCUCACGGCAAGCAAAGAGCAAGGCCUCAGCCCUCAGGGAGCUGAACAUCCUGUCCCAGCUGGACCACGAGAGGAUCCUGUACUUCCACGACGCCUUCGAGAAGAAGAACGGAGUGAUCAUCAUCACAGAGCUCUGUCAGGAGGAACUUUUGGAGAGAGUUACCAAGAAAUCUUCAGUAUUGGAGUCUGAGAUCCGAUCAUACAUGAGACAGAUCCUUGAGGGAAUCCGUUAUCUACACCUGAAUAAUAUUCUUCACCUGGAUAUUAAGCCUGAAAACAUCCUGCUGGCAGACUCCAGCAAUGAGCAGAUCCGACUGUGUGAUUUUGGAAAUACAGUUGAAUUUACUCCUGAUGAGGCACAGUACUGCAAAUAUGGAACUCCAGAAUUCGUCGCCCCUGAGAUUGUAAACCAAACCCCAAUCUCCAAGGCCACUGACAUCUGGCCUGUUGGGGUUAUAGCAUACCUAUGCCUCACUGGGGUUUCUCCGUUUGUGGGGGAAAAUGACAGGACCACUGUGUUGAAUAUCAGGAACUACAAUGUGGCGUUCGAGGAGAAGAUGUUUGCUGAUCUCUGUCGUGAAGCCAGGGGAUUUGUCAUUAAGCUCCUGGUUGCUGACAGACUGAGACCAGAUGCAAAUGAAUGUCUUCGUCACCCUUGGUUUAAGACUUUGGCAAAGGGCAAGAGUAUCAGCACAGAACCCCUGAAACUGUUCCUGUCUCGCAGAAAAUGGCAGCGGUCGCUUAUUAACUACAAAUCUAAGAUGGUGAUGAGGUCCAUUCCUGAGCUCUUGGAUGAUUCUUCCAGCCACAUCUCCAUCGCUGUCCCCAGGCACCUUAAGGAAGGUUCCCCUCCGCCCUCGUCUUCCUCAGACUCUGAUGACAUUGAUGAGCUUCCAUUCAUCCCCAUGCCUCUGACCAUGGAGUUUUCUGGCUCCAGAAUGUCUCUCAAUGAGAUUCCAACCGAUGAAGAGAUGGUGGACAGGCCCAAUGGAACUCUGGAAGGGGUGGGGCUUGAAGCAGAGGGGGCAGUACCUAUGGAGUGUGAACCAACCCUCUCUGGGAAAGAGAGUGGAGAAUUGACAGGGAGAGGCAGGUCCAGAAAGAGGUCGACACAAGAAGACGACAACCUAUCUUCAGAUGAAGAAAGCACUGAGGCACCAAAGAGGCCAGAGAAGCCAAAGAGAGCCCUCCACAAGGGUUCAAGUGUGGAGUCAGAUAAAGCAGGUGGAGGCUCGAAGAGAGGGGAAUUGAGGAGAGGGAGCUCUGCUGACAGUGCUCUGCUACUCCAUAUUACCCCAGAAGAGGGGGCUGCAGAGGGCCAAACGGGGGAGCAAAAGAAAGUCCUCAAAAAAGCUGUUUCGAUGGAGCUCCCUAGGAGAAGUCCAAGCCCAGGAACUCUAGAUGAACGUCGUAAGUUGAGCCAGGAAGAUUAUGCCCUGAAACUAGAACUGAUGAGACAGAGAUUACUGAGAGGAGGAUCUGUGGACAGCAAAAUGAGUGGCCUACGAGGCCCACUGCUGGAGACCCUUGGCAUUGCAGGGGAGGAUCCCAAAAAACGCACCGCAUCUCUGGAGCGCUACACCCGUCCACCCCGAUUAGGCCCAAACCCUCCUCUUGCUAGGGCAGCCUCUAGUGACACCCCCAAAGAAGAGUGUUCAGACACCAAGGUACUACGCAAGUGUGCCUCCUUUAGCCAGGGGGACAGUGAACCUAUCCCUCUCCACCGGCGAUCCGGCGCUCCCUUAGAGAUUCCAUUGGCUCAAAUAGAGGGACGCAGGCUACAGGAAUGCAUAUCAAUGUCAGCACUCACUGAACAGACAAAGCUGGAGUCCAGGCCAGCCACCCCCAGGGAAAUAUCUUCAAAACCUCCUACCCCAGAUUUUAUAAAACAGGAGGUGGGAUUGUCUGGUGGGACAGAGAAGGUAAGCAAAUUGAAGAAAGCAGAUGGCUCCUUUGAGGACAAAGCAAAUGCAACAGAGAAAGUAAGUAGGCCUGAGGAGCUGAAAGUAGUUACAGCAAAACCAGUAAGUGUGUCAGCAGAGGAACAGGUUGGCAAGAUUGAGAAAGUGGCAGCUUACACAGAUGAGGAAAAAUGUCUGUCAGAGAAAGUUGCAGUGGUUACAGAACCUGAAAAUGUGGCUGAAAGGAAACCUUUACUGAAGCCGGAAGCCACGAAGCUAGUGGAAGAGAGUAAAGAUGAACAGGAAGCUGUUUCAGUUAAAGCAGAGCCAAAAAAAGUGAAAUCGCUGACAUUAAAGAAACCAUCAGAGAUAAUAAUCACAAGCUCUGACACGCUGACCCCUUUAUCAAUGUCAGCAAAACCUCCACAAUGUGGCGUCUCUGCCCAAGUUUCACCCUCACCAACCACUAUUGUUUCAUUUUCACUCCCCGACCCCCAGUCCUCUGCCUUUUCUGAAACCAUGCAAACCAUUGUAACUCCAACCCAAGAGGCACCCAAAACCAAGUCAGAGUCCAGUACAACUGCUCACCCUGCUGUUUUUUCCCGAGUAGCAUCUACUGAACAACCUGACAAAGAACCCAGUCCACCUAAAAGUUUACGGCAGCCAACCCCAGAUAAAGAACCAGCCCCUGUCAUCGAGGACAUAGCAUCUGAAGAAGUCUUUGAGGCAAAGUUCAAAAAGCGGGAGUCCUCCCUUACUCGUGGGAUCAGGCUCCUCACCAGGUCCAAGUCUGAAGAGAAGUCUCUUGUUCUUCCUCCCACAUCAGGGGAGGAAAUCUAUCGUCCAGGGCCCAUAGGAGCUCCCUUGGAGAUUGUCAGGCCUGAGGAAUCCAAGAAGAUGGAAGAGAGGGCCAGAUCGGUGCAGGACCUAAGGGAAGCAGAGAAGGAUACCAGCUUCAUGAGGAGGCUCUCUCUACGUUUGAAGAGGACCCCCUCAACAGAGAGGAAAGAAAUGAAGCCUCAAGAGGAAAGUCCAGCUCCAAGGAGAAGGCUCUCAUGGACGUUAGGUCGUAGCAGCUCCAGGGAGAAGAAGGAAAAGGAGGUGGAGAUGGUGAGAAUGGAACCUGGGGCUCUGAAACAAGAGCCAGAGAUCAGAGAAGCCAAGAAACAAAAUGAGUCUCCCGUCCUGGCAAUGCGCAAGAAGAUUGAGUCCACGGUGGCUGGGAUCUCCAUGAGGAUCCGCAGUCACUCUGAGGAGAGGAAGGCAGAGGCCAAGGAGGCCAAGUCAGAGAAGAGGACACCUUUGCUCUCUUUGCUCCGUAGGUCCAACUCUGAGGGAACCAAUCUCAAAAGGAUGGGGGUCCCACAAAACCAGCUUGCUAGCCAGGUUUCUUCUGCCCCCUCCUCAGAGUCCCUGCAGUCGGAAUCCAGUGUCCAGUCAGAGGCAGCUGUCAAAACCUCAUCCGAGAGUGAGCGCAGGUCCAGGUGGGACCGAUGGGGUCUAUCCAGAGGGAAGAGGGAUAAAGUUGUUUCCCAACCCAACAUCCCUUCUGCCAUAACCAAAGAAAAUGGCACCUUGGAAAGAAGACGGUAUUCUCGCCUUACAUCAGACUUCCCUCCUGUGUUCCACAUCAAGCUGCGUGACCAUGUGUUGCUGGAGGGAGAUCCUGUCACACUGUGCUGUCUACCGGCUGGCAGCCCUAACCCUAACAUCGUAUGGAUGAAAGACAAGAAGCCAGUGGAGAUUGACUCGAGGAUAAACAUUGUCUCGUGUGCCGAUGGACGGCAGCUCCUCAUGAUCCUGAAGGCAAACAAAAAGGAUGCUGGGCUGUAUGAGUGCGUGGCUACCAAUCCACUGGCAUCUGUAACCAGCUCUUGCACUGUCUCCCUGGCUAAAGUCCCAGGUCGCCCAGGAACACCUGAGAUACCCCAGAGGUACAAGAACACAGCCCUGGUGUUGUGGAAGCCAUCCGAUACCCAGGCACCAUGUACCUAUUCACUGGAGAGGAAAACAGAGGGCGACUCCAACUGGAUCAUAGUGGCUACAGGAGUGGCAGACUGUUACUACAAUGUCACAGAUUUACCGAUGGACGGCACCUAUAAGUUCCGAGUGGCGUGUGUCAACAAGGCAGGACAGGGAUCCUACAGCAACUCUUCAGAGAGCGUGACCCUCGAAUCGCCAGAAACGUCCAAAGCUCCUCCUCCUGCUACUCCUAAAGCUAUCCCCUCCACCCCUCCUCCAGUCGUGACCACAUCCAUAGCAAUACGCCCUGCUACUCCUAAAGCCAUCCCCUCCACCCCUCCUCCAGUCGUGACCACAUCCAUAGCAAUACGCCCUGCUGCUCCUAAAGCCAUCCCCUCCACCCCUCCUCCAGUCGUGACCACAUCCAUAGCAAUACGCCCUGCUACUCCUAAAGCCAUCCCCUCCACCCCUCCUCCAGCUGUGACAACAUCCAUAGCAAUACGUCCUGCUACUCCUAAAGCCAUCCCCUCCACCCCUCCUCCAGUCGUGACCACAUCCAUAGCAAUACGUCCUGCUGCUCCUAAAGCCAUCCCCUCCACCCCUCCUCCAGUCGUGACCACAUCCAUAACAAUACCACCAUUUCAAGCCCCUUCUUCCAAAACACUCACAAAUUCCACAUCCCUAUCUGAACCAGCAGUGGUCCAAAUAACCCCCUCUACCACCCCAACCCCCACCACUGCCAAGACCACUCUCACCAUCACCGUCACUACACCAUCUUCUGUCGCUCAUCCUUCUCGGUCACCCACAGGAAAUGAAACCCUACCCAGAUCCCAAGCUUCCCGACCUGCUAUCUUUCCCAAACCACCCAUGCCAGUCAACUUGGUCACUCCCAUCUCUCCACCUCCUUUGGUCCCUCCACCCCUUGUCAUUGGCAAACCAAUCUCUUCCGUGCCCAUGUAUGCUGCAACGACCCCGACUCAAGUUACUCCUUCCCCUGUGUCAAUUCUCACCCCGCCUGUGGUUCUGGUGACCAGCCUGAGCCCGGUGGGAGAGGGGGUCUCCACUCCGACACGUUUGACCCCCACAGGACGAGUGACACCAUCUGCCAAAUCUCUGGAGAGUGGAACUACCGCAUUACGCCAAGGCGUGCCACAAAAACCCUACACCUUUAUGGAUGAGAGAGCCAGGGGGAGGUUCGGCGUGAUCAGAGAAUGUAAAGAGAACGCCACAGGCAAACAGUUUGUGGCUAAGAUUAUCCCCUACGAACCAGAGAGCAAGCAGGCCGUGCUACAGGAGUACGAGAUCCUCAAGUCCCUCCACCACGACAAGGUCAUGGCUCUGCAUGAGGCCUACGUCACUCCACGCUACCUGGUCCUCAUCUCAGAGUCCUGCGCCGGCAAAGAGCUGCUAUAUAGCCUCAUAGACAGGUUCCGGUACUCUGAGGAUGACGUGGUGGGUUACAUCGUGCAGAUCCUGCAGGGUUUGGAGUACCUCCACGGCCGACGCAUCCUGCACCUGGAUAUUAAGCCAGAUAACAUCAUAAUCACCUACAUGAACGUGGUGAAGAUCAUCGACUUCGGCAGCUCCCAGACCUUCAACCCCCUGUUCCUGAAGCAGCUGGGCUGCCGCACUGGGACCCCUGAGUACAUGUCUCCUGAAAUGGUAAAAGGGGAUGUGAUUGGCCCACCAGCGGACAUCUGGGGUCUAGGUGUUCUGACAUUUGUCAUGCUGAGUGGGAGGUCUCCAUUUAGUGAAGCAGAUCCUGUGGAGAUGGAGAACAAAAUCCAAGCAGGGAAGUUUGACCUCACCAAGCUGUACCCUAACGUCUCCCAAAGUGCCUCUCUGUUCCUCAAGAAGAUCCUAUGUACCUACCCCUGGACCCGUCCGACCAUCAAAGACUGCUUUGCCAACUCCUGGUUGCAAGACGCCUACCUAAUGAAGCUGCGCCGGCAGACCCUCACCUUCACCACCACCAGACUCAAGGAGUUCCUGGUGGAACACCAGCGCAGGAGAUCAGAGGUGGCCACCAAGCACAAGGUCCUCCUGCGUUCAUACCAGAGUGUCCCACAGCCCUCUGUGCCCGUGACCCAGUGACAACAUCCAUGUCACACAGGCACUAUGGGGGGCAGUGGGAAGAACACUCCAGGUUCUCCAAGAGGAAUGAAUAGGACUCUCCAGCUCGAUUGGCCAGGACUGUCUGUGACCAACGCAACCAGCCAGUCCACUCGGGCUGGAACAGAAGUGUGUGUUUGUAUGUGUGUCCAUCCUUGGUCGAGCUAAACCAGCCGCACCAUCAAAAAACAAGCAAGAAAAGAAAAAUGGAAUUCAAACCAUAUACCUCAUGAACUGUUGGGAAGUGAGUGUGCAGUGGUUAGGUGUGGGUUAUAGAUUCAUCCCUAUCUAAACCCUGUUUCAAUUUAUUUCCUGCAUUUUUCAUUGGAGUUAUAACUUAAAAUUAGCCUUACUGAUUGGCUACCUUGUAAUAUAGGCGGGGUGAUCGAAAGCUAGGCCCCUUUAUGUACUUUUUCUUUUCUACCUUUCGAGGAGGAGAAGGCAUGUUAACACCAUGUGCUAAACCACAAACUGUACAUUUGUAUAUUAGUGGCUUUCCCUGAGUCUGAAAUGAGGAUUCCCACUCUGAAGAGGAGAACUAACGGAUCUGUUACUGCUUGUUUUCAUUUUGUAAGUGACAUUGCUGUUUAUUGUAUUACUGAUAGUUCAAUUGUUUUCAAGCAGUAAUAAUAUGAAUUAUUGCUUGUAGUAGCAGAAGUUAAAGGUGAUCACACCUUGCAAUAAGUAAGUGGCAAUUCAUUUAAAUACAGGUUGGCAGUUCAUAAUGUUCAUAAGUGAAAUGUACCAUAAUCAGUAAUUACUUUAUUGGGAUUCAAUAGGAAUUAAUAUUCUAUGUUAUACAUUUGAAUUCCUGCCACUUAUUGUAAAGUGUAAUUUAGUAGUGAAUUUAGUGCUACUAAAUCAAUAGAAACUACCAAUAUAUUUAUUUUUAGCUCUAUUGGUUAUCUGAUAGAACAGGUACUGUGGCCUUUUUUCUGUUUCUGUGACACAUAGUGGGACAACACAAUUGUUAACAGUUAAAGUUCAUAGUCCUAGUCACCGUCCUGUCUAUUUAUUCUCAUUUAGGGUUAGGGUUUGGGUUGUCUACCCCAAGGUAAGAAGAGCCAAGGAAAGGAACAUGCCAAAAACCUGUUGCCAAACAAUUUACCAGGACUUAAUUACAGCUUCCUGUGUAGGCUAAAACAGACAAUUUUUCCCAGAACAAGAGGAUACAUAUGCAUUUGACACUAGUCAAAUCUGUGGUGAUCCCUUAUUACAACUUGACUUUUCUCAGCAGAAAUCUGGCCUCCUGUUUUGCAUAGUUUACAUUUAAUUAUUAAAAUCGAUAACAUAGUUUUAAAAGAUGCAUUUACGUUUAAGUGUUAUCAAAACUACUAGGACUAUAUAUGGUAUGAGAGUUUUUUUUUUUUUAUUUUAU